AUUCUGGAGAAGGUCUCAGCCUCAUGCUUCAUUUUAUUCGAUCUAGUGCAAGAUGCGACUGUCGUGGCAAUCCCUCACCUUUCGCGCAAGCUAGCCAUCGCAGUCGCCAUGCAAUACAGGUUGAUCAAAUUCCUAGGUACAUUGCGUCGGAAAUCUCUCCUGUAUCUCUCGAAUUUCGAACAUGACCACAGCAUAUGGUUCUUGCACGUGGUCCUUUUAGCGUCUAGUUGGUGUCUUCUCCUGACUCUAGAACGCCUAGUUCAGUUCCCCAGACCUAGUAAUGAAUUCCUAGCAGUAACGCGACCCUACAGUGGAGGUCUUAUCUUGGUUCGCUCUACAAGGUAUGAUGUCGGUACCGUGCGCCCCUUUGAGAUCCACUAUCGAGUAAGGUUGGCUUACAGUGAGGCCGCGACGACGUACGACACACGACCGAUCGGCAAUGGGUGCCGAAUGCGCAGCUCUGUUCCAACGUCAACUUGGAUUGGCACACGGCGAAGCCGCAGAGUACGUUAGCACCCGCCAAACCACCAAGAGAUUGGAAUACGAAUCACACCGAGAUCCGGACCUUCUGUACGACAGCUUGGGGUCUUUGGUUUGGCGGUAUCGUCAUCCGGUCCUUUGGAGCAUAGCCAUACUGUCAGUAUCAAGGUAGUGAUGGGAGUUGUGUCUCACG
This is a messenger RNA of Alternaria alternata, 673 nucleotides long. RefSeq lists its product as hypothetical. Lineage: Eukaryota; Fungi; Ascomycota; Dothideomycetes; Pleosporales; Pleosporaceae. The coding region runs from base 109 to 513 and encodes 134 amino acids. The record is from RefSeq and is a predicted model, not a curated record. The transcript has a single exon.